AUGAGGAGAGAAGAUGCCGGACGGAGAAGGCAAUUCCGGCAAGUCCUGAGAUCGGUUUUUCCGGAGGAACUGAAAUUUUCCAUUUUUGUUCUGCUCCCGAAGCUCUCGACGAUGUGGGAGACGAAGCAGUGUCUCAUUUCUUAUUCUCUUAAAAGGACGCAGACGAAUUCGACGGAUUUUUCUAGGUGGGAGUUAAAAAAGAAACGCUUGAUAGCAAAGUUGAACCAAACAAGAAAUAAAGGCCAGUUUACAGUUGAAGCUAUGGUGGAAACGGGUUCGAUUCUGAUGUGGCUCCCUUUGGUAGUGUUGGGAUUGUUUGUACUGAAAUGGGUGUUGAAGAGAGUGAAUGUUUGGAUUUAUGAGUCUAAACUUGGGGAGAAGAAACAUUAUCUGCCACCAGGAGAUUUGGGAUGGCCUUUCAUAGGCAACAUGUUGCCUUUUCUUAGAGCUUUCAAAACAUCUGAUCCUGAUUCCUUCAUCCGUACCUACACCACAAGGUAUGGGCGUAACGGUCUUUACAAAGUACACAUGUUUGGGAACCCAAGUGUGAUAGUAACAACACCAGAGACUUGUCGGCGAGUUCUAACAGAUGAUGAUGCGUUUCAGCCAGGUUGGCCCAAAUCUACCAUGGAACUCAUUGGCAGGAAGUCCUUUAUUGGUAUCUCCUUUGAAGAACACAAGCGGCUCAGGCGUUUGACUGCUGCUCCUGUCAAUGGCCAUGAAGCUCUCUCUGUCUACAUACACUACAUUGAAGAAACUGUUGUUACUGCUCUGGAAAAAUGGUCCAAAAUGGGAGAAAUCGAGUUCUUGACUCAUGUGCGUAAGCUUACGUUUAGGAUCAUUAUGUACAUAUUUAUGAGCACAGAGAGUGAGCAUGUUAUGGAUGCAUUGGAACGGGAAUAUACCAACCUUAACUAUGGAGUUAGAGCAAUGGCUAUUAAUCUUCCUGGGUUUGCUUAUCAUAAAGCACUGAAGGCAAGGAAAAAUCUUGUAGCUGCCUUUCAGUCUUCAGUGACUAACCGAAGAAAUCAGAAGAAGCAGAAUGUGUCAUCCAAUAAAAAAGACAUGCUGGAUAAUCUAAUAGAUGCUAAAGAUGAAAACGGAAGAACUUUAGAUGAUGAGGAAAUCAUCGACGUUCUGUUGAUGUAUCUUAAUGCGGGUCAUGAAUCCUCUGGACAUACCAUUAUGUGGGCUACCAUUUUCCUCCAGGAACACCCUGAGAUUCUACAAAAGGCAAAGGAAGAACAAGAGAGGAUUGUGAAAAAGAGAGCUCCGGGCCAGAAUUUGACUCUUAAAGAGACACGUGAAAUGGAGUAUCUUUCUCAGAGUCUUUUACUGAUGGAAAGAGGUUUUUACCAGGUUAUUGAUGAGACACUUCGAGUAAUAACAUUCUCUCUUACGGCCUUCCGGGAAGCAAAGAGUGAUGUUCGUAUGAACGGCUAUAUCAUACCAAAAGGCUGGAAGGUUCUGACUUGGUUUAGAGACGUCCAUUUGGAUCCUGAGAUCUACCCGGAUCCGAAGAAAUUUGAUCCUUCAAGAUGGGAGGGAUACACAGCGAAAGCAGGCACAUUCCUUCCUUUUGGUUUAGGAAGCCAUCUUUGCCCAGGAAACGAUCUUGCCAAGCUCGAGAUUUCCAUUUUUCUUCACCAUUUCCUCCUCAAAUACCGGGUGGAACGGAGCAAUCCCGGUUGCCCGGUGAUGUUCUUGCCACACACCAGACCCAAAGAUAACUGCUUGGCAAAAAUCACCAAAACGACGCCAGGAAGCAGAUCGGAGAAAGUUAAGAGAAUUUUCCAGCAAUUCGACGGGAACCGCGACGGUGGGUUAAGCCGGGAAGAGAUGUCAGCUCUCGUCGUGGCUGUGAACCCAAGGGUGAAAUUCAGCGACGAACAGAUUAGCGCGAUUCUCGACGAAGUGUUUCGAACCUACGCUGAGUUCAUCGACGGAGACAGAGGUUUGACCCACGACGGUCUUCUCCGCACUUACGACGACGGUGCCGGAGACGUCGAUCACGGGAAACCGAAAGCCGACAACGUGGACGCGGUGUCCGAAGCCGGAUGGUCUCGAGAGCUGGGUCCGUCGUCGGAUUCAUCCGACAAGAGAGUCAUCCAUUGGGAAGAAUCGAGCCACGAUUACACAGUCUUCGUGAAGGAGCUAGGAGUUCUGAGGAGCAAAGCAGAUGGCGCAAGAUCAAAAGAAGAAGCUUUCGAUGGACACAUGGCGAUUGGUAGAGUUUUGUACGAGCACCAGCUGUUCAAAGAAGCUCUCGUUAGCUUCAAGAGAGCUUGCGAGUUGCAACCAACGGACGUAAGGCCUCAUUUCAGAGCAGGGAACUGUCUCUACGCUUUAGGGAAGUGCAAAGAAUCUAAAGACGAGUUCUUGCUGGCGUUGGAAGCUGCAGAGUCAGGUGGGAAUCAAUGGGGUUACUUGCUUCCUCAGAUUUACGUCAAUCUCGGAAUCUCCCUGGAAGGAGAAGGUAUGGUGUUGAGUGCUUGUGAGUACUAUAGAGAAGCUGCGAUUCUCUGUCCAAGGCAUUACAGAGCCUUGAAGCUUCUAGGUAGUGCUCUGUUCGGUGUUGGUGAGUAUAGAGCGGCCGUGAAGGCCUUGGAGGAAGCUAUAUACUUGAAACCGGAUUACGCGGAUGCUCACUGUGAUCUGGCCUCGUCGCUUCAUGCUAUGGGUGAGGAUGAGAGAGCUAUUGAGGUUUUCCAGAGAGCUAUAGAUUUGAAACCUGGUCAUGUCGACGCGCUUUAUAACCUAGGUGGGCUUUACAUGGAUUUGGGUAGGUUUCAGAGAGCUUCUGAGAUGUACGCUAGGGUUUUAGCUGUUUGGCCUAACCAUUGGCGUGCUCAGCUCAACAAGGCUGUGUCUUUGUUGGGUGCUGGAGAGACAGAAGAAGCUAAACGAGCUUUGAAGGAAGCUCUGAAAAUGACUAACAGGGUCGAGCUGCACGACGCGAUCUCUCAUCUGAAGCAGUUGCAGAAGAAGAAGGUGAAAACCAAUGGGAAUAGUGUGAAUGAAGAAGGUCCGUUUAUCGUAGUGGAGCCUUCAAAGUUCAAGACUGUUGGGGAGAAGACGACUCUGAGACCAGACUUAGCAGCAGCUCUUGAAAUAAGAGCGUUCCAGAGAGUUACAAGGCUUGGAAAAUGCGAUGUCGAAGCGUUGAGAAGAGAGAUGAGAGACAACGAUGUUCCCGUGUCUUAUUCCGGCAAUGGCGUCCCCUUGAAGUCUAUAAGGAAACCAACCUUGGAAGAGAUUCUCCGGCGUCUGCUUAACGUCCUGAAACCGGAGACGUUCCAAGGAGCGAUCAAGGCCGUGAACGAGAGAAUCCUCACGGUGCUCGAUGAUUCAGGGUCGGGGAGAAUCGAUUUAGGAAUGUUCUACGCGGUGAUUGCUCCUUUGUGCGGUGGCCAUCAAAACAAAAGGAAAAGAGUUGCGUUCGAUGCGCUUCUUUGGAGACCUGGAAACGAAGGAAGCUCUCGGAUUACAAAAGCGGAUGCUUUCAAAUACAUCAACCUCUUGAGAGCUGUCUACAUACAGUCACAAGGGAUGAGCGAGAUGUUAGAAGUUCAUGGAGAAACCGAUGCUUCGACUGUAACGUUCAACCAGUUUCUUGGGAUGUACGAUGAUUCGGAGUGGGGGUUUGGUAUCAUGACGACCGUUGUGAAACUCGAGACAAGAGAUAGGAAUCGACACGGGAACCAAGUUUGUUCGGUUUGUCGUUAUCCGAUCAUUGGUUCCCGGUUUAAGGAAGUGAAAACCGGGUUUGGCCUCUGUAACCAAUGUUAUAGCGAAGGGAAAGUUCCUCCAGCGUUUAAACAGCAGGAGGAAUAUAGCUUCAGAGAGUAUGGGAGUGAAGUGGAAGCCAUGAAAGCUAAUUUUGAACUGAAGUAUUUGCUGAUUAUGGAGUUGAGUAAUCGACUAAUGUUAAUUGAUUGUGAGAUGGUGAACUUAAGUGUUUUUGUAAAGAGGAUUGGGUAA
Thlaspi arvense is the source of this 3981-nucleotide messenger RNA. NCBI's taxonomy places the organism in Eukaryota, Viridiplantae, Streptophyta, Magnoliopsida, Brassicales, Brassicaceae. The record is from the annotation of a GenBank genome assembly.